Molecule: messenger RNA, 6400 nt
Organism: Limulus polyphemus (Atlantic horseshoe crab)
Lineage: Eukaryota; Metazoa; Arthropoda; Merostomata; Xiphosura; Limulidae
Exons: 12
Coding region: 379-1707 (442 amino acids)
Source: RefSeq, a predicted model, not a curated record
GCAAGGUUUUAUAUGAAGUUAUAGUUUCAACUUAUACGGUUAUAGGAUGGCAGUGUUACCGGAGUACAUGUGUACUGGAUAGUUUUGUUUGGGUGGUACAUGUGUAGAAGAUGCAUCAAAUUUGUGUUUUCUCCUUCAUUUGUGGCUAGCACUGGACUGAAAGUCUAAGUAAUAGCUAAACAUAAAUCACUGUAUUUAACAUGAAAUAUUUGCUGUGUGUGUGAGGAUAGAGAAUUCCACCGUUUAAAACGGUUUUGGAAAUGUAGUUAUUCUCAGCAUUUGAUCAGUGACAGUUAUCUGUGAGGCAGAUUAGUUUCAAUAUCUCCGAAAGUUGGUAAGAAUACUUUGCAUGAUUACAUCGCGUAAACCCAAAGAAUCAUGUCUUGGAUAGACGUAAUCCCAGCACAAGAUGCCAAUGGGACAAACUCCAAGAACUUCACCAUUGAUGUCACAGUGAAAGGAUGUUUUGGUGAAUAUGACACAGUUGCAUGUGUGAGGAGUGGAAUACUUGCAGCAUUAGAUUUCAUUACUCUUGUCCUUUGCAUUCAUCGUGUUGUUCGACUUCAUGUGCUCCAUCAUCCACAAGUUCAUCAGUAUCUGAUUUUUUACUUUGCCACUGUGGAAGUUUCUUUUCUAGGACCGAAAUGGAUGAUCUCUAUUCACGACUUUCCAUGGUUAGAAUUUGGAGCAAUUUAUAUAAAAAUGAUUCAGUUUAUUCUCAUCUGCCACUUCCACUGGUCUCUAGCAACAAGAAUUCUUCAUAAAGAAAAACUUAUUAAGAUUGUGAUCUUGCCUCUUCUUGGAUUGUUCUUUGCUUAUUUUACUAUUGUGGCUGUCCUGGCUGUCAUCAGUACUGAUAAACCUAGGAUAGAAUGUUUAGAACCUUAUUGGUUGAUGUUGUCAGCUGCAGAGUUCUUAUUUGUCCAGCUGUUUAUGACUGCUGGAGUGUAUAUCACUCAAAAGAUUAAUGCAGUAUCUUCGAUGGAUUCCUUCAAACGAGAACAGAAGAGAGAUUUAUGGAGUGUUAUUGUAGCAUAUGAAUUCUCAGCUCUUGUAGCUCUCUCCUAUGACACAGCUGUACAAAUUGUGGGAAAUCAAGACUCAGGAUGCAGUGGAAUAUAUGGUCACACACAGUCCAUAUAUUCUCCAGUGUUUGCUUUCCUGAUGGUCAUCAAAUAUCUCUUACCAAUAUGGGUGAUGAUCCUCGUAUUUCAUCCUGUACGUGGUUGGUCAUCAGAUGAUGAUGACAGGCUGUUAGGAAUCUCUGGAGAUGGGUCUACAACCUCAACGUUUAACUCCAGCAAUAGAGGGCACCUCAUCUACCAGCAGUUGAGGUUCCCUGGGAGUGAAAGUGACCCAAUAAGCCCACCUUAUGUUUCAACUGUAACAGGAAUGCGAAGAUCUGCAUCAACACCAGCAUUCUUGUCCAAUGUACAUCACCGAGCUACACUGACUCCAAUAACUGAAGAAGAAGCUGUUUCUCAGAACACUUCUCUACCAUCAUCAUCAGCACCGAAUGCAGAUAUACAGACAGACAUUAAGGUUAGCAAUGUGGAAGGUGUUUUAUCACCAUCUCAAUACAAGACCGUUUGCAGACAAAAUAGAUUUGCUGAUAAUCGCAGAAAGACAUACCUUGGUAGCACAGGCCAGCUUGUAGAUGCAACAAAAGGUGGUUUCUACAGAGACCUGAAUGAUGCUAUUGCAUGAAUUUUAGUAAAAUUUCACUGGUACAGAACUGUAGCACAUUACCAAUAGUAAUUCAAUAGUGUUGGUGUUAAGAAUGUUAAAAAAAGGUAUGUAGUAGUAUUUGUUAUGACUGUUAAUACAUGUUGAAUAGUGAAAUUCUGUGGAAAUAAAUAAAAAUAUCAAAAUAUACCUGCCAUAAAUUUCCACUUGAGCAAAAGCUCUUAGUGAUAACAUUUUGGUAAAUGGACUUACCCUAAAUGUAAUUGCUUAAGAAAGAUUCUCAUUACAUAACAUUUUCACAAAUUAAUCUAAAGGUAACUGCUUCAAAGUGAUGUUAGAAGUAGUUUUUUUGUUUGACAGGAUGGAGAUUAUGUGAACUAGAAUCAAACUUGACAUAAUAUUGUCAGCUAAACUAAAGUUCUAUGGGAAAACUUGUACAUUUUCUAAAUUUGUUUUAUGCUUUUUUUGAACUUUAAAGACAACUUCUUGUAUAAGAAAUAGGAAGUAAGUGAUGUGUUUUCAUUAGCUCUCUGAAGUUACAUUUCUCAUCCUAUGUUCUGAAAUUUCUUCAACGUACAGUAUGUUCUUCUGAAAUUUUUUUCAUUAUCAAUGGCACACAGUGAUUUAUCAUAAUCAAUUUAAUCAUUUGUUAUAACACAUUUAAUUCAAAAAGUUUUGUUUUUUUAAUUCUUAGUAUAUUCAUGGGAUUGAGAUCACUACAGUAAGAUUAAGGGUGUCCAACACACUCUUCUGGCUUAUAGAAAAGAAGUACAGUUUAUAGACCAGGAAGCUGUGGUUGAUACUCAUUUACAUAUAGAGAGAAAACCCAUUUUUUUAUUCCUGUAGCAACUGACUGUUAAUUUCAAAUUGUUUAACAAGUUGCACUUUGCCCUUUUUGAUUCCUUUUUUUAUAAUAAAGACUCGGCAUGAUUAGGUAGAAAUCAUAUAAAUGUGUUGUAUCAUCAAUAAAUAAGACUAAAAAGGAUUACAAGAAAACUUCAUUUCAAAACUUUAAACAAGUUAUCUUUUGUCCUUUUGUAAAGAGUAUCAGUUUAUUUCAGUUUAUUCAUCAUGAAAUUGUAUUAUUUAUAUUAACAUAGAAUCUCCAUAAAUAUCAGUUAGUAAGACUUUACAAUAUGGUCACUUUCAGAAGAUAGUUCAAGGCUGUACCUUACAUUAUAUAUUGAGAGGCAGUACACAAGGAUCUAAAUUAUUGUUUUAGUUGGAAAAAAGCUGUAUUCUUCUUGUUUUACAGAAGAGUAACAAGUUGUAUCACAUUGGUCUAAUGGUGAAGUAUAUCUUUAAGUGUAUGUAUACCUUAUAUAUUGCAAGAGUUGGUAACAACUUCAACAUUUUUAUCUAAGUGGUUCUUUUUUUUCAAAGAAAAAAUUUAACCAAGUUUCUAUGGUUUUGUUAUAAAAUAUUUUAACAGGUCCUGUUUCAUGUAUUAGAUAAAUAUAGCAAAACAUGAAAUUAAGGAUAAUAUCUGUAUUUAAGUAAGUGUUUUGUACAGUAAAAGUGUAAUGCAAUAUCAGAGAUCACUUGUAUAAAUUAUUUACUCUUAAAUCUGACAGAUAUUACUAAUGUACAUAUAUGUGUUGUGUUUUUUUGAGCUGUAUAAAGUCUGUAAUGGAGUCAUGAAAUAUUUACAAGUAAACUGUCUUGAGAGUGCUUCAUACUAUCUUAGUUAUUUUUUUGUGAAAUUUAAAAAGUAAUUUUUUUUUUAGUUUCACGUACACAUUAAGCAUGUUUAACAUGGACAUCCUUUAAUGUUGUAGUUAUUCAGUUUACAUGUUAUUUGUUUAAGGUGUGGUACAUUAAAAAUUAUGGAUUCGUGCUAAAGAAAUUAUUGUAUGUAUAAAGGAAGCUUAUUAUAAACUUGUGUAUUUUACAGAUACUUAGUUCUAACAGCAUAUUUUUAAUUAUAAAACCUGAAACCUCAUAAGUAUUAUCAUACCAGUACAGUUGGCAGAAUAACAGAAACGUCAUUGAAUUUUUUAAAAAUAAUAGGUACCUAUUUUUACAUUUCUGUUGUAAAAAAACAGUAUAUGUGUGUAUAUCAGAACAAAAUAUGGUGAAUGUUUAAAACAUCCACACUGAGUUAAGCCGAUGUUGAGUGUGCAGCAUUCACAUUUUCAUAUUUGUUACUUACAAACUCAACAUUUUUAAGUGAAAGUAAUCAGCUUAUGAUUUUGUUCAGAUAUUCUAAGAUCCAAAAAGAGGAAGUUAGGAUUAACAAUAAAUAUGUAUAUAUUUCCAGUUCUGUAAUAUUUCAAGCAUGUAUAAAAAUAGUAAUUAUGAAUGUGCAUGUGUGUAAUUACACAUUAUGAUCUUACAAACUUAUCUUUUAGUUUUCCAUGCAACUGUUCCAGUUGGUAUUCAUUAACAGGGAGUAACUGUUAGUGGUAUCAGAUAUUGAAUGAAAUAUUGGCCACGUUUUUUCAGCUUUUCCAUCUGUUGAUGUAUUUUUUUAUAUCAAGUUACUAAUAAUUGAACUUCUGAACCAGGGUAGGAAUAGUUGUUCACACGUGUAAAAUCUGAAAGCCACUGGCUGCAAUCCCAUUUUAUAAUAACUUUUAUUACAGAAUUCCAUUCUGUUAAAUCUUAGCUUAUAAGUGACUCCCAAAGUAUUGUUAACAUCCCAUGUUAGAAGUUAGGGAUGAAAAGGCAUUCAAAUACCAUAGUUAUUAAGGGUGUUUGAACUUAAGAAACACAUUCAUACAGUUUUCAGAUAAUAAUAAAAUAUCUUUUAAUAAACUAAUUAGUAUUUUUUCAACUGUGAAAAAUAUAGCAGAUGUGUCAGAGAUAAUCCCAAAAGAACCUAAUGAUAAGUGUGAGGUAUCUGAAAAAAAAACUAUUCCUGCCCUUUUCAGAAGUAAGUAGGACACUUUGCAUACUUGCUGUCAUGAAACCAGUUUUCUGUCAGAGUUAUUCAAAUAAAUUUAUGAACAAAUAUUUCAACAACCAAAAUAUCAGAAUUUCUCAGGAAUUGCAUAUUUACUUGUGGCUAAAGAAUCUUGUUAUUGUGAAGUUUUGAUUACUUAAAAUGAAAUAAUUCAUUUACAAAAGAAGUGGACUUUCAUACCUACAAUUCAUACAGUUUGUCAGAUUUACCUGCAUAAUAUUCCAUAUGCAUAUUGUACAAAGUUCUUUACUUGUUCUUUGUAGGUUCCAAAAUGCCUUAGAAACUCAAACUUUUUCCUGAAAAAAAUAUUUAAGGUUUAGUAAAAAGAGUUUUUGGUCAGGCUUAAUUUUACUUCAUUUAUCAGCACAAUCACUGACCAGUACUCAUCAAGGCAGACAGAGCACUAUCAAUGCAAAAUCAAUCGCCAAUCAUUUUGGACAGUUGUGUGAUCUCUCAUUAAAAACUUUUUUCUGCAUAUACAAGAGUUAGCAACAACUUUUAUACAAAGCAUAUUACACAAUUCUAGAGUUACCAGCUUGGAUAUUUAAUCAAACCUAAAGAUAGCCAAAAACAAAAUUAAUAAACAAACCUUGCUUUUAUUUUCUUACCAAGUCAUUGUAAUGGUGGCAAUUCCUCAGAAUGCUUAACUCAAAGUGUUUUCCAUAAUACUUUUCAUAUAAAGCAUAAGAAAAUACAAGAUGGACCCUUUAAAGAUAGUAAAAAGCACAUAAUGUGAUAUAUGAAAAUAAAGGUAAAAGGUUUAACUUUAAAAAUGUGCAGGAAAAUAAAAUAUAUGUUUAAAGGUUUUCAAUUUAAUAAUAACAUGAUAGAAAUAAAAAUUACAUACAUUUGCAGUUUUUAACCAGAUUAAUAUUGCUUAUAUUUAUUGUGUAACUUCCCAUUUCAUAUAAAAGAAUUUAGUCAGGCUCAGAAUCCUCACAAAAACCUGUUUAUUACUUUUUUAAUUAAGUGUAAAUAUAUUAUUUUAAUCUUAAAAUUAGUUAUUUAUAAUACUAGAUCUGGCAAAGCAUGAAACCUUUAAAUUAAGAAUGUUGUGAAACAUUACAAUAAGACUUUUAUAAAUUAUUCUUAUGACCAUCAUUGCUAGUUAGGCCCUUCUUGAUAAAAUAUUUUGCCUCAUGUCACCUCUUCAGAAUUAAUGAAGAAACGUUUGUUCUAUGUUUAUUCAGUUAAAAACUUGUAUAUCUUUUCAUUUAAUUAGGAUCAUUCAUAAACUCUGACAAAUCAAAGAUAAGUUAAUUCAUUUAUAGUUUUGAUAACUGUCACCUUUACCAUUCAGUAUUUCUGUACUUUAUUGAAAACUUUACAUAAGAUCAAUGCAUCACAAUAAAUUUGAUUAUAAUUUUCAGCAAAUCUUUGUUUACUGCCAGAAAGAUUUUUGAAAAAUUAAUGUCAUCCUUAUUAUGACAUCACUCUACCUACUAAUCCAGAGAUCAAGCUUCACUGGCAUAUAACAUUAUGUACCAUAAUAAUUUAUAUCUUCUAAAUGCUUGACAUAAAUAUCAUUUCGAACAAAACUGCAUGUCCCAAUGACUUGCUGAGAUCUCGUAAUGACUAAAAGGCCUUGUUAGCACACAGCACAUGGGGUGUGCAGUGAAGAUACUAAUAUUCUUUCAAAUUGGAAAUCUAUAUAGGACAUGUAAAGAAAGAUUGUUAUAAAUUAUUAGGAAUUCUAUUGUGAUGUUAUGUCACACAAACAACUAAUAUACAGAUCACUCUUAUAAGGACGAAAGUCAGGAAAUAUCAUUACUUGUAUUAAACUUCUUGGCAAUUAAAAACAUUCUCCCC